CCUCUCGCUCCCUCGUUCCCUCGGUCUGACCUUACAAGGAGAGGCAACAGGGUUGAUGUCAUUCAAUGAAGAAUGCUGCAAGAAUCCAGAGAGAAAUAAGAGCAGCAGGAGGAGGAGGGGUCUGACUGGACAGUUUAUGAACACACACAGAAAGAAAGAGAGAGAGAAAGAGAGGGAGAAAGAGGUGCUGUUUACAUAGUAAUACACAACUCCUGAGCCAAAGUAAAACGAGAGAGAACUUGUUUGGAAGGAUGGUGUCAUUCCUUUUCCAGACUGAAAAGCACAGGGGGAGGGUCUAAUAGCUGGAAAAGAAAGGGGAAGAAGAGAGAGAGAAAAAGAAGUUACCAUUAACAGUCAACCCUUACUCACUCAGCCUGGAACCAAAGAGAGAAAUAGAAGAACAAAAGGAAAGAAGGGGGAAGGAAAAAGGAGAUACACAUUGCAGCUGUGUUAACAGGAUAAAUACCCAAAAUGGAGGACUCCAGUAGCAGCAAGCCGGUCAUGGUGACAUCCUCUCUGAACUUCAAAGUCACCACGCCGUCGUUCUACAACCAGCCAAAGAAGUUUGCCUCUGUGGCACCGCCACGGCCCAAAAGUCUGACGCCUCCCUCCGGUCCAUCACCGACACCAGUAGGCACAGCCGUGAUUGGUCGAGUGGGAGAUCUGCCUCCGCCGCCCCCGUCGCUCUGUGAUGACUUCCCACCCCCUCCUCCUCCUCCUCCACUGGAUGAUGAUUUGCCAGCCCCUCCCCCCGAUUGCCAAACCACACCCCCUGCCUUUGAGGCCCCCCCUCCCGCCUUCCCCGCUCCACCUCCAGUGGCAGAUGACCUGCCCCUCCCAGCUCCCCCUGAGGAGAGUGCCUGUCCGCCCUCCUGCCCGUCUCCCCCUCCUCCCCCACCCCCUCCACCGCUCCCUGCCACCGGUACCAGUUUUCCCAGUGCUGCCGGAACGCCACAGAGACUGGUGGCGAAGCAGACGAGCUUCGAUCAACAGCUCGACACUCUAACUGACUUGCUGUCUGAGAUGGAGACCAGGAGACCUUUCAACCCCAAGUUGCCGGGCCAAUUUUCUUCAGCACCAGCACCCAAGCCUCCAGCUCCUCCCCCGACCGCUCCUAAACCAGCUCUCUCCUUCCUCCCACCCCCUGAGAUGGGAGACCGCCCGCCUCCAGCACCCUGGGCAGAAGAACUCAGAGCCAGAACAAACCGACAAGCCAAUCACAACUCUGCACCAAACUCUGCUACUCAGCAAUUUGCUAAGGCCCCGGCUGUGGCACCCAAGUCUGGUUUCGGAGGGAGACCGACGACAUCAUCAACAUCUCUGGCACAAAAACUGACCCAGAAUCUGAACCAGAACACCACCCCAAUGGGCGUUGCACCAAAACCUUCCCCUCCCUUUGCCACCAGCUCCUUCCCUCCACCUCCCGCAGCUCCACCCGGACCUCCUGCUCCACCAAACAAUGUGGCGACUGCCCCGGCCGCUAAUCACAUAAAGAGUUCUCCGUUUGCCAGUCAGGUGAAUGCAAACCAAAACCCCCCUGCUGCUGUGCCUCCUCCUCAACCCAAGAUGAUGGCAUCUCCCCCUUCCUCUUUUAACCAGCCAAUGAAAACUCCUCCUGCAUCAACGUCCUCUCCCCCUGGCCCAGUUGCUAUCCCAGGUGGAGGCGUUCCUCUGAAUAUGAGGGAAGUGGAGGAGCUGGAGAGAAUGACCAAGGACUUCAUUAAAGACAUGGACACACACGCUCCUGUCAUCACCUCCCCUCCUACAGAGGUCUGUGGGAAGUGUGGCGAGGCUCUGUCCCGCACCCAGCCAGCAGUGAGGGCCAUGAAUAAACUCUUCCACUCCAACUGCUUCUGUUGCAUGAGCUGUCAUCGCCCCCUGCAGGGCAUGCAGUUCUAUGACAGGGAUGACGCGCCUCAGUGUGAGGACUGCUAUGUGAAUUCCCUGGCAGUGUGUUCCCGAUGUGGGGAGAGGAUCACAGACCGCGUGCUGAAGGCGGUGGGCCAGUGUUUCCACUCCCACUGUUUCCGCUGCAGCACCUGUUCCUGCUCACUUGAGGGGGCGCCCUUCAUCACUGAUGACAACAACAACCCCUACUGUGUCCAGGAUUACCACAGGCGUUUCUCCCCUCUGUGUGUGAGCUGUAAUGAACCCAUUAUUCCAGCCCCGGGCAGCGAGGAGACAGUCAGGGUGGUGGCUCUUGACAAGAACUUCCACCUCAAGUGUUACCGUUGUGAGGAUUGUGCUCGCCCUCUCUCCAUAGAAGCGGAUGAAAAUGGCUGCUAUCCACUGGAUGGUAGGAUCCUGUGUAUGAAGUGCCACACCCAGCAUGCCCAGAAGGCGGCGCAGUGAUUGGCUCAGUUGGCGCGACUCAGAUUAACUAUGAACCAAAAUCCAAAAAGCACAGGAUUCAUUCAGCUGCCGUUUUGCCUUUGCAACAGGGCUUUAUUCAGUAUAUGUGCGCAGGUGUGAGUGUGAAUGCGUGGAAAGGGUAUGUUUGCAUGCAGAUGCAGUGUAGUAUUCCCUCGUCUUUGUUCUCUUCAGUGCAGAAGUAAUGUACUGCAUUGAAAUAAAGUCCCCUCAUCUUUUAUUCUCCAAUCUCAUCCAGCCCUCUUUGUGUACUACAACGUAUUUUUUUUGUGCCAAUUCUAUGUUUACGCUAAAAAAAAAUUCCAGCAAAACUUGCACAAGAAUAGUUUUUGGCAAAAGAGCAGUCUGAUGAAUAUAAAGUUGCCUUUCUUUGUCUCUUGCCUCAGUAUUAUUAGUAGCACCAUUUACUGAGAUAUUUCCAUUUUAAGACUUUCACUGGCUGGUCUCUUUCCCUGUGAGCAUUGUAACUACAGCGAUGUUACGGAGACAGAUUGUUACCAUAGGGUGAGGAGUACCAGAGGCCUCCCAUUUGACCACUCUGCAGAUUUCACCACUCUGGUUGGCUGUUGGUAGAGAUAACUUAAACACUUUGGCAGUUGUUGUGCCUGCGAGCAUGGUUAAUUAUGCUUUCCUGCCUGGAAAUUAUAUCAGCCAGUCUACUCUGACAGCAUUUUAAAGUCAUCGAGGGCUAAACAUUGACUGCAAAAAAAAAAGAUAAAAACAGUAAAUGUUGCUCUUUUUGUGAUGUGAAUUUGAUCAUUUACAGGCAUGCGUUGAAUUAUGUCUUGUUGUUCUCUCUCUCUCUUUCUUCCUUGUUAUCAUACAGACUGUAUAAGGGCAAGAUUAGAACAAAAAAAUCAGCCAUUUUUUCUUCUCAAAAAUAGUUUCGAGCUGAUUUAACAGUGUAUUUUUAGAUGCAUGCUUUUUGGAUGCACAAAUUCUGAACAAACAAACGAGCACAGAUUCCAUUCCAGGGAUCUCAUAAUUAAAAACAAAACACGUGGUUAUAAAUGUCAGCUGCAUGGCUGAAAGCAGGACCUAUCAUGUGACUGUUGCACAGUUCCAUAGUGAAAUAAAAUAGCCUUUAAGUGUCACUUUGACUCUAAAGACCCCGCACAUGAUCAAUUUUGUAUUAGUAGACACCAUCUAGAAACAUUAUAGUAGUUUUUGAUAUGCAUCUCUUGCUUUAAAUAAUAUAAUUUAUGGACCAUUUUUAAUUAAGUAUUAAGGUUAUAUGUGUACCAGUACUAAAAUAACCUGGAUAAUAGAUCAGUAGAGGCGCAUUAGCUUAGAGUUUUAGGUAACAUAUGCUAAAACAUAGUGACCAAAUGUUUGGAAGCUGUUCACAGGAUUAAGGUUAAUAAAACAGUUACAUGUAUUUCAAUGUUUUGACUUUCAUGUAUGUUUUUUCUUGCCUUUUGUUGUUUUUGAGCGCAGUUUUUUUUGGUCUUGAUCUAUUCUAUUGUUACAGUAAAUACCACUAUUCUUUCCAUUAUUCAUCUUUUGUACUUGUUCAUGUCGGUUAUAUACUAUUUUAUUCUUAUCUUACUGUACUGUAUUUCAUUGAUUUAAUGCUUACAAUUAGUUGGUUUCAUUUUGAACCUGGAGAUGUGCCUUCUCCACUGUCGUAUCCCGUCGUUCCUUUUGAAUCGAGCCUGGUUUGCAGCUACAGAAAUUCAUUCCACAAUAAGAAAUCGGUUGUUACUUGUGCUUGCGUUGAGCCCGGUGCAGUUAUGACACCAGAACGACUAACAUAUAGUACAUGGCAAUAGUUAUUCAGCGUUGCAUGCUAUCUGUGUAGGUGGUGGCGGCAUUUCCUCUGGUAUUAUGUCUUCUGUUUGCACCAAUUACUCCACCUUUGUGGCCCUGCCUUUGUCAUCACUAUGUGAUAUUAAACGUGUGAUGAUGCCUUCACAGUCGCAUUUAUCUGGCGUUUUGUUGUGUUAUGUUCUAUUGUAUUACAUGCGGGAUGCCUUGUCUUUUCAUAUAACUUUUUUUAUAAAUUCCUGUUUGAUAUGUGUGAAUGUGUAUAUGUUUAAAAACAUUAUUUAGCCCCACCCCUCCCCUUUGGCUGUAUCAAAAGA
Molecule: messenger RNA, 4454 nt
Organism: Sebastes umbrosus (honeycomb rockfish)
Lineage: Eukaryota; Metazoa; Chordata; Actinopteri; Perciformes; Sebastidae
Gene: zyx
Product: zyxin
Exons: 10
Coding region: 472-2352 (626 amino acids)
Biological process (GO): integrin-mediated signaling pathway; transforming growth factor beta receptor signaling pathway
Source: RefSeq, a predicted model, not a curated record